UUUUUUUGCUUAGCGACUGACAACAGGCCGGUUGCUCCGAGUAGAAGCCUUUGGUCUUCUUCCAAGUAGAAGUGGCCUGGCCUGAGAUUGAAGUGAGACCCUAGCCCUAGGCUGGGGUUCUUUCCACAUAGAGGAGACGGAUUCAGAGGGGCUACAGACCAAGAUCGUUGAAAACCAGACAUAUGAUGAGCGUCUAGAGAUUAACGACUCUGAAGAGGUUGCGAGUAUUUAUGCUCCAACCACAAGACACAAAGGAGAAAAAGAAGACCUCGCAGCUCACGCCUCAGCGGGGCUUUAGUGAAAACGAUGAUGAUGACGACGAUGAUGACUCAUCUGAAACUGAUUCUGAUGAUGACGAUGAUGAUGACGAAGAGCACGGGGCCCCUCUGGAAGGGGCCUAUGAUCCUGCAGAUUAUGAGCAUUUGCCAGUUUCUCCUGAGAUUAAGGAACUCUUCCAGUACAUCAGUAGGUAUACACCUCAGUUGAUUGACCUGGACCACAAACUGAAACCUUUCAUUCCUGAUUUUAUCCCAGCUGUCGGGGAUAUUGAUGCAUUCUUAAAGGUUCCACGUCCUGAUGGAAAGCCUGACAGCCUUGGCCUACUGGUACUGGAUGAGCCUUCUACAAAACAGUCGGACCCUACAGUGCUCUCACUUUGGUUAACAGAGAAUUCCAAACAACACAACGUCACACAACAUAUGAAAGUAAAGAGCCUGGAAGAUGCAGAAAAGAAUCCCAAAGCCAUUGACACAUGGAUUGAGAGCAUCUCUGAAUUACACCGUUCCAAGCCCCCUGCAACUGUGCACUACACCAGGCCUAUGCCCGAUAUUGACAUGCUGAUGCAGGAAUGGUCUCCAGAGUUUGAAGAGCUUUUGGGAAAGGUGAGCCUGCCCACAGCAGAGAUUGAUUGCAGCCUGGCAGAGUACAUAGACAUGAUCUGUGCCAUCCUAGACAUCCCCAUCUACAAGAGUCGGAUUCAGUCCCUCCAUCUGCUCUUUUCCCUCUACUCGGAAUUCAAGAACUCACAGCAUUUUAAAGCUCUAGCUGAAGGCAAGAAAGCAUUCACCCCUCCAUCCAACUCCACCUCCCAAGCAGGAGACGCAGAGACAUUAACCUUCAGCUGAGACACCUCCCACGUCACUGUUUCAAGGCUGAGCUGGCUUCUCUGCCCCAUCUGAGAAGGAGGGAUCAUUGUCAGCCACUUGGCGGCCUUGCCUGCCUCACAGCUUGAUUCAGAGACAGCGCACGUCUUACUGCCCUCUCUGCCAGAAAGCACUGCCCAUGGUCGUUAAAUGGCUAAUGCCUGUGUCAGAGUUCCUUCCCAUGGAAAUUAAUUAUGCAUCUACACCACUGUGGGGAUGUGAGUUAGAAGCACUGGAAUUCCUGGGAUCCCAGGAUGCUCAGGUUGGGAGGAAGGCUUAACAGAUGUUCUUUUGAGAUAACAAUAGAAUUAUUUUCUUUCAUUCUUAAAGUUAGUUGGCAAAGAUUUUACAAAUAAAAUGCUCUUAUCUUUCAGGUUA
Messenger RNA from Balaenoptera ricei (Rice's whale), 1520 nucleotides. RefSeq names its product intraflagellar transport 46 (gene IFT46). The record is from RefSeq and is a predicted model, not a curated record. NCBI's taxonomy places the organism in Eukaryota, Metazoa, Chordata, Mammalia, Artiodactyla, Balaenopteridae. Gene Ontology annotation, biological process: cilium assembly; intraciliary transport. The coding region runs from base 231 to 1124 and encodes 297 amino acids. Gene Ontology annotation, cellular component: intraciliary transport particle B; motile cilium; centrosome. The transcript is spliced from 11 exons.